UGUGUUGAUUUUUGUAAUCAACUUUUUUGCAAUUAUACCAUCGGCUCAUUUGCUUGGAUUUGCAACUGAAGAACUCGCUGAAAGCGUUGGCCAGACUCUAGGAGGUCUAUUGAAUGCAACAUUUGGCAAUGCUGUAGAAUUAAUAAUAGCUAUAGUAGCGUUAUUUCAUGGUCAAAUUCGUGUUGUUCAAGCAUCAAUGUUAGGAUCUGUACUUUCUAAUAUAUUACUAGUAUUAGGAAC
Messenger RNA from Scutellospora calospora, 240 nucleotides. NCBI's taxonomy places the organism in Eukaryota, Fungi, Glomeromycota, Glomeromycetes, Diversisporales, Gigasporaceae. The record is from the annotation of a GenBank genome assembly.